AUGGUUCUUAAGCAGGACACGGGGGAAAAGGUGUCUGCUAUUAAGUCGAUUCCGUCAAAGUGGUCGUACACCGCCGGCGGCAACAGCGAUGGCUCCAGCGACUAUGGGCUCAUGAUCUGGCUCGCGGCCCUCGGCGGCGCAGGACCCAUCUCCGCCACCGGCUCUCCCAUCGCGUCGGUCACCGUUGCUGACCACCAGUGGAACCUGUGCCAGAUCAGCAGCUUCGACGGCGAUCUCAAGGCGUUUUAUACGUACCUCGGGUCGAGUCAGGGCUUUAGCUCUAGUCAGUACGUUACCAGUAUUGGGGCCGGCACUGAGCCGUUCGUUGGUACCAACGCGCUCAUGAAGACCAGCGGGCACAGCGUUGCUUUGAACGUCUGA
This is a messenger RNA of Pseudogymnoascus destructans, 381 nucleotides long. RefSeq lists its product as uncharacterized. Gene Ontology annotation, molecular function: cellulase activity. The transcript has 3 exons. The coding region runs from base 1 to 381 and encodes 126 amino acids. Gene Ontology annotation, biological process: polysaccharide catabolic process. The record is from RefSeq and is a predicted model, not a curated record. Lineage: Eukaryota; Fungi; Ascomycota; Leotiomycetes; Thelebolales; Thelebolaceae.